This is a messenger RNA of Brachypodium distachyon (stiff brome), 3116 nucleotides long. RefSeq names its product wall-associated receptor kinase 2. The record is from RefSeq and is a predicted model, not a curated record. Lineage: Eukaryota; Viridiplantae; Streptophyta; Magnoliopsida; Poales; Poaceae. Gene Ontology annotation, cellular component: plasma membrane. Gene Ontology annotation, molecular function: ATP binding; calcium ion binding; protein serine/threonine kinase activity. Bases 36 to 2906 code for a protein of 956 amino acids. Gene Ontology annotation, biological process: protein phosphorylation; cell surface receptor signaling pathway. The transcript has 4 exons.
AAAGGAGAGCCAGCAGCAAGAAGAAAACAGCCACGAUGAGAUCCAAGUCCUUUCUGCCGCCGCUGCUCGUGUGCUUGGCAAUGGCAGCUGCUGCGCCGCGAUCGGCGGCGGCGGCGGCGGCCUCCGGAGUCGCCGCCGUUGGCGGGGGUGGGAUCUUGCAUGUCCCUACCGCUGCCGAGCUGGCCCGCUGCCCCCCCGGUUGUGGGGAUGUUCACAUCGUGUACCCUUUCGGGAUAGGGCCGGGCUGCUUCCGGCAAGGCUUCGAGCUCACCUGCCACAACAACAAGCUCUUUCUAGGCAACAGUACUACUCAGAUACAGGAGCUACACUACGACUAUGUUGAGGCCUCCUUCGUUGAGCUCAGCGUCGACAUGAGACCAGGUGGGGACGCCUAUUACGUGUCGUGGGAAUCCCCUGUCAAGGGCCUUACUCUCUACAGAUAUAACUCUCUGUACGUGGUUGGGUGUGGCGUGGACGCCUACUUGUUCGACCACGACACCAACCAUCUCAUCGGUUUUUGCAUGAGCGUUUGCCUGGAAGACAGGGAGGCCAUGGAGAAGGACGAUGAUGCGCUCGCGGGAGAUUCUGCGCCCUCGAGUAUGAUGUGCAAUGGGCAGGGCUGCUGCAGCAUUGCCUUGAAACAGAACCGGCGAGCCCUUGCUCUGAGAAUCGGCCGCCUCCGUGAUGGCAAAGCGCAAGCACAUCAUCAACUGCUCCGUAAAGUGAAACUUUUCUUGUCAGAAGAGUACUGGUUUCAGACGCGUGAUCUUUACUCGAGUCGAAUACACGGGAUCCAAGAAGGGGCGAUCUUCCUUACAGCUUUCACGGACCAACCGAAUUGUAAAAGCGCCCAAAUGGAAAAAUCAAGUUACGCAUGCAGCAGAGGAAGUACCUGCGAAGAUAGCCCACAUGGAGGAGGCUACUCGUGUUGGUGCCAAAACCAAGGCCGCAAUAAUCCUUACACUGCAGAUGGCUGCAUUCCAGUUUACCAGCCCAAUCCCAAAGGGAAAAAUUGCAAGAUAUCAUGUGGGAACACGAGCAUUCCCUUUCCUUUCGGUAUUGAAAAAGGUUGCUACGCUCUUGAAAAGUUCCGACUUAACUGUACAAGAAACGUCACAUUUCUCGAUCGCAGAGUACGAUAUCUUGUGGCGAAUAUCUUUGUGAACGAGGGCUAUCUAAAUGUUAGAAAGUCAAAGUUCAUAGACAGCUUGACCUCCUAUGACUACGAAGAAGAAGAAGAGACAGUUGCCAUACGAAAAAAUGGGACAACGAUGAAAGAAUCUGACCGUCCACUGUUAGAUCUAUUCGAUGUAACCAAAGAAGAUGAUAUGAAGAUGUUGUGGGCUGUCGAAAACAUGACCUGUCCGAUGGCAAAACAGUUAAGUCACAGCUAUGCCUGCCGCAGCAACAACAGUGACUGCCUAAAUGUCAUCCGUGUGAAUGACACGAUGCAGCUUGGCUACCGUUGCAAGUGUUCUCAAGGCUAUGUAGGAAAUCCAUACACACCAAAUGGAUGCACAGAUGUUGAUGAGUGUGCAAUUCCAAAUAUUUGCAAAGGCACAUGCGAAAACCAUCCUGGAUGGUAUAGUUGUAAAGGUUGCGCUCACGGAAAAGAGUUUGAUCCAACAAAAGGGAAAUGUGUGAUGUCAGCUAAGAGACGCAACCUUAUUGUAGGUAUUGCAAUUGGAAUUGGUUGUGGCCUUGUUGCAACAAUACUUGCACUAGGUACAAAUGCACUCGUCAACAGGUGGAAGACAAGCAUACAAAAGAGAGUUCGAAGGGCACACUUUAAGAAGAAUCAAGGACUACUUUUGGAACAACUAAUCUUGGACGAAGGCGCCACGGAUAAAACAAAGAUUUUCUCUUUGGACGAAUUAGACAAGGCAACCGACAACUUCGAUGCCACUCGUGUUCUUGGUCGUGGAGGGCAUGGCACGGUCUACAAGGGGAUUCUAUCUGAUCAACGUGUAGUGGCCAUCAAGAAGUCCAAAAUGGUGGAGCAAGUUGAGAUAGACCAAUUCAUCAACGAGGUUGCCAUUCUCUCGCAAAUCAUCCAUCGCAAUGUGGUGAAGCUUUUUGGUUGUUGUCUCGAGGCUGAGGUCCCCUUGCUAGUUUAUGAGUUCAUCUCAAAUGGCACAUUGUACGAUCUUCUUCACAACGAUCUCGGUGUCAAAUGCUUGCUUUCAUGGGACGAUCGCAUCCGGAUUGCAGUAGAAGCUGCAGGUGCUCUUGCUUAUCUCCACUCAGCUGCUGCGAUACCAAUUUUCCAUAGAGAUGUCAAGUCUUCCAAUGUGCUCCUAGAUGGAAAUUUCACUACGAAGGUUUCUGACUUUGGAGCUUCGAGAUCUCUGUCACUUGAUGAGACUCAUGUGGUGACAAUUGUUCAAGGCACAUUUGGUUACUUAGAUCCCGAGUACUACCACACUGGCCAACUAACGGAGAAGAGUGACGUUUAUAGUUUUGGGGUAAUACUCGUGGAGCUCCUGACAAGAAAGAAGCCAAUUUUUAUUAAUAAUGUAGGUGCAAAACAGAGCUUGUCUCAUUACUUUGUGGAGAGUCUUGUGCAGGGAGUUCUUAUGGAAAUAAUGGAUUUGCAAGUUGUGGAAGAGGCAAACCAGGAAGAAAUUGAUGAUAUUGCCUCAGUGGCGGAAGGAUGCUUGAAAACCAAAGGAGGAGAAAGGCCUACCAUGAAAGAAGUAGAAAUGAGGUUGCAAAACCUUAGAACUACUAGGCUAAAGAGGAACCAACUUGCCCGAAAGAAGGGUGGAGCGAUUGAGCCUUUUCCGUGCUCAGAUAUCAAUAGCUCUGAUGCACGUACCAACUCUGCCGGUACCGUCGACGUACCAUCUUCAUGCAUCUCUGGAAUUUACAGUUUGGAGCAAGAAUUCGCCAGCCUGCCCCGCUGACCAUAUAUGCAACAACAGGAUCGAUUACUUGCUAUGAUCGGUGCAUACAUGUUAGUUUUGGUGUUAUAUAUAUUGCGCAAGUUAAAUGAGUACGUAUCUCAUGUAGUUGUACUUCUUAUGUAUUCCUACGAUACAUUUGUAAACUUUGUGACGGUACAUAUGUAAAUUAUUUUAGCUGUUUAGUGGUACCCUAUGUUUAUCUUUGAUUCA